AUGUUCAGAGAUAGAACCAACUUAUUUCUCUCCUAUAGAAGAACGUUCCCUCAUAACACGAACUAUAAUCUGAUAACAACUCAUGGCCUAGAAGAUUAUGGGGGUGCCUUAGAAAAUGGCAUUCAUGACGAAGAGUCUUAUCCAAUGAUAGAUAUGAAUACAACAUCAAAUACUGGAGUCAAAAGUACUGAUGGUAGUAAUUUGCUCAGUACAACUACAGAAACUAUGCCUCCUGAAUUUGUCGGCUAUACUAACGAUAUUGAUGAAUACUUAUUACAGGCAGCACGAUUGAUGGAAUCCCUUGGCAAAUUAUAUAGAAAAAACUCCUUACCAGGUUUUGAAGACAAAAGUCAUGAUGAGCAAGAGAUUGAAGACUUGAGUUAUAGAAUUACUCAGUAUUUCCAAAGAUGUUAUAAUAUAAUGAAAAAAUUACAAACUAUAUUUGAAGGACAAGUUUUCCAGAAUAAACGGUUGAAUAAGGGAGAAUUAAUUGUCUUGGAUAAUUUACAAAAGAGGUUUGCUCAAAAGAUCCAAAUAUCAAGCAAUAGAUUUAGGGUACUUCAAAAUAAUUAUUUGAAAUUCUUAAAUAAAGAUGAUCUGAAACCAAUUAUACCAAAGAAUUAUGAAAAUUCUAAGCAAUUAUUGAUUGAAGAAGAAGAACUUGCAAAUUCAUCAAAACAACAAUUUUUAGAUCAAGGUAUUGAGGAUUAUUCCAGACAAACCUUGCAAAAACAAUUGCAAAAAUCAAAUCAAGUUACUGACCAAUCACAAAGGUAUCUUGAACAAAGAGAUGAAGAAAUAACAAGCUUGGCAAAAGGUGUCCUAGAAGUGAGCACAAUAUUCAGAGAGAUGCAAAGUUUAAUUAUCGAUCAAGGCACUAUUGUGGAUAGAAUUGAUUAUAACUUAGAAAAUACAGUCAUCAAUUUAAAGGAUGCUGACAAAGAAUUAACGGAAGCGACUCGUUACCAAAAAAGAACUCAAAAAUGUAAACUAAUAUUAUUACUAUCAUUAUGUGUAUUAGCACUAUUUUUUUUUGUCAUGUUAAAACCACAUGGUUCAAAGACGAUCGUUAAAUAUAAAGAUAACAAUCAUGUGAUAUUAGUAGAUUCACCAACUUCAACUACAAGUGUUGAUUCUAAACCAACCACAUCUGUAUCACUACUUCAACAACAACAGACAGUACAGGAAGAUCCACAAAUACAAGGACAAACUGAGUUGACCAAUCAGGAACAAAAUCAAGAUAACAAUGAGAGCAAUGAUGGAAAUAUUAACGAUGUAGAUCUGGAAGAAGUUCUCAAUGAAAAUAUAAGUGCAUUUGAGGAGGACCUAGAGAGGCUUCAGGAUGGAAGUAAUACCUAG
Molecule: messenger RNA, 1359 nt
Organism: Henningerozyma blattae CBS 6284
Lineage: Eukaryota; Fungi; Ascomycota; Saccharomycetes; Saccharomycetales; Saccharomycetaceae
Gene: TLG2
Product: t-SNARE syntaxin TLG2
Exons: 1
Coding region: 1-1359 (452 amino acids)
Biological process (GO): vesicle fusion; vesicle-mediated transport; intracellular protein transport
Cellular component (GO): membrane; SNARE complex; endomembrane system
Molecular function (GO): SNARE binding; SNAP receptor activity
Source: RefSeq, a predicted model, not a curated record